Messenger RNA from Lachancea sp. 'fantastica', 2679 nucleotides. NCBI's taxonomy places the organism in Eukaryota, Fungi, Ascomycota, Saccharomycetes, Saccharomycetales, Saccharomycetaceae. The record is from the annotation of a GenBank genome assembly.
AUGGAGGGCAUCAACAGGAGUCUUUCUAGCUUAGACCUAGACCAAAGUCAGGUUUCUGGCGGCUUGAAAAAGAGCGGUCGUAGGCCAAAUCGCGCCUUUCAUAAUUUCGAUGCGAGUAGUCCUGGGCCAUCCUUGUCUAAUUCCGGAAUGAACUCUCCAGCACUCGCUGGUCAGCGCUUCAACUCUGAUUUUUCAAAUGCAGAAGCCGGCCAAAAUAGCCCAUUUCUCGCAGCGCAGUCUCCAGAAUUGGUUACAUCGCAUUACGUCUCGAAGCAAAGAUUAGAUGAUCAAGCACUGUACACUGAACAGUCUUUUGUCACGUCGAAAGAUUCAGUCCCACCAUGUGCGUCCACGCAGUACUAUUGUGUUGACCUGGCUUCCAGCGACCCUCGCAAAAUGAGCCUUACGAUGUAUAACGUUCCCAAAAAUGAGCAGAUCCGGUCAGCGGCAAAACUUCCCAUGGGUGCAAUCUUGCAACCGUUUGCUGGCUCCAGUCUUGGCGAGGAAGUACCCCAGGUCGACACUGCAAAAGAAAGUGGUCCCUUGAGAUGUAGAAGAUGCAGGUCGUAUGUCAAUCCUGCAUACACUUUCACUUUCGAUUCCAAGGCCAUCUGCAAUUUCUGCAAAGUAAGCACGCAACUGAGUGACGAGUACACUGCGCCUUUAAACCCCAAUGGCAUGCGAUCGGACCUUUACGAAAGACCAGAACUCUUGAAGGGAACUGUGGACUUUAUAGUUCCAGAAACCUACAACUUCAAGGCUGCUAAAGUCAACGUGCCUCUGCACUAUGUAUUUGUGAUCGAUAUCUCCACAAUUUCGAAUGAAAACAAAAGCUCUCUGGCAAUGCUGGAAGGUAUCAGAUCAUCCAUUGAGCACAUUGCAAACGAGCAGCCCAACUGCAAAGUUGCAAUCAUGGCAUUUGACAAUGAAAUCCGGUUUUUCAAUCUGCGGAAAGAGCUCAACCAGGCUCAAGAAUACAUUGUUAGUGAUCUGCAAGAUGUUUUUCUGCCCCUAUUCAACGGGCUUUUCGUAAGACCAGAGGAGUCAAUGCACGUUAUCCAAGAUACCCUCUGUAAAAUUACCGCGCAUAUUGAGGACAAUAAGUUUCUCCAUCGAUUCGAGGCGUGCUACGGAUCUGCACUACAAGCGGCAAAACUGGCAAUUGACACAGUUACUGAAGGACAGGGUGGUAAGAUCUUAGUCAGUUUGGGAAGCAAACCGUCACACGGCUCUGGUAACCUAAGACUAAGAAAAGAAGACGCUUUGAAAAAGACAUUAAACUGCGAGAACGACUUUUACACCAAGUUGGGCAAGGACUUGUUGAAGUCGAACAUUUCAGUCGACCUGUAUUGCGCAGCUUCUGCGUUCGUCGACUUGGUGUCUGUCGGUCAGCCUGUGAGAGCCACUUCUGGUUUUUUGAAAACAUAUCCAAACUUCAACUUGGAGAAAGAUGAGUUUACCUUUGUCAACGACGUGCUGCAUAGCGUUGUGCAGACCAUUGGUUAUAAUGCCCAGUUGAAAGUUCGGUGCUCCGCGGGCCUCUCCAUCUACAACUAUUAUUCAGAAUCGGUUGACAACACCAGUCGAGAGCCGAUCAUACCUGUCGUUCAUCAAGAUACCAGUUUGAGCGUACUUUUCAAAUAUGAAGGUCAACUAGCUAACUCCGAAGAUGUUCAUUUCCAGUGUGCGAUCCUUUACACAGAUUUAAACGGGGUAAGGAAAGUGCGUACAUUGAACACAUCAGGGGCAGUCAGUGACAACAUUAGCGAGGUUUUCAAGUUCGUGAACCAAGACGCUGUAGUGAGCAUAAUCGUGCAUGAUUUGCUGACAACUUUGAGUGACUGUAAUUUUGUGCAAAUGCGGAAGACGAUUGACGAAAAAAUCACCGAUAUUUUGACUCAAUACCGCUGCCUUGUGUCUGGAUCGCCUUCGAGCCAGCUGGUUUUGCCAGACUCCCUCAAGACCAUGGCGGCUUAUUUGCUGUCUUUUGAAAAGUCUGAGCUGAUGAAGAACAACAGUAGGUCUGCCAAUGGUAACGCCCGCGUGCAUGACCUGUUUCAAUGGCUUUCUAGUACUAUACCCCAGAUGAUGUACAAACUUUAUCCGCAGAUUUUGCCACUGCACGAGCUACUACAGGAGACGGAUUUCACGUUCGCAGACGAACAAGAUUUGCUACUUCGAGCGGUGCCAUCGGAGAACUUGAGUGUGCGCGCAGCUCGCAGGGAGCUAGUGGACGGGGGGUGCUAUCUUAUUUUCGACGGAUCGACAGCGUAUCUGUGGUUUAAUGAAAACACCAAUGUGCUCUUAUUACGGGACUUGCUGGACGUACAAGACUCUAAUGCCAAGACUUCCGAUAUCACACUUGCGGGCAACACAUUGCCCCUAGUAGAUACCAUCAUUAAUGUGAAGGCCCGCAACGUUUUGCAAAACUGGCGCCAAAUUGUGGGCCGUGCAUACGUGCCGUUGGUCACCCUGCGCCCACAUGUGGACGUGCACUAUGCCCAUGCAAUGGCAGCGCUGUUAUGCGAGGACAAGUCAAUCGAGAUGGUGGAGAAUUACGACGAGUUUUUGGUGUCCCUGCACAAACGUAUCCAGAAACGAGUGGAAAGCGACAACUACACGAAGAUCUCGCAGGCUCGUGACCACGAACACAUUGGUCAAAAGUUUAUACAAUUCUGA